This is a messenger RNA of Alternaria alternata, 865 nucleotides long. Its product is annotated as Pcc1-domain-containing protein. Gene Ontology annotation, cellular component: EKC/KEOPS complex. Lineage: Eukaryota; Fungi; Ascomycota; Dothideomycetes; Pleosporales; Pleosporaceae. The record is from RefSeq and is a predicted model, not a curated record. The transcript has 2 exons. The coding region runs from base 148 to 513 and encodes 121 amino acids.
CUGGCAUGGGCCGCGGGUCAUAGCUCCACUGGUCGCGCUUUGCCGCAUCGAGAUGGCAUCUACCCCUCCCCCACACUUUUGCGAUUUGAGCCUCAUCGCGAAGAUCGGGCUACCUUCAGCACCAGACGAUUUACCCAAGGAACCAACAUGGCGGACCAAAAAGACUGGAAACAUGACGACUUUCCCUGCACUCUCACCCUCAACAUACCCUUCCCCUCCGCGCACCUCGCCCAAACCGCCCAACGCGCCAUCUCUGUUGAUGCCGAACUCUCACCCCUCGUCCGCCGCGCCUUCUCCCUCAGCACGUCGCCCGAAUCCCCUCAAGAAAGCGUCCUCAAGGUAGAAUACGCAGCAACCACGAAUCGCAUGCUACGCGUCGCCGUCAACGGCUUCAUCGAGAGCAUAGGCGUCGUGAUAGGCGUCAUGAAGGAACUAGACACGGAUAUUGUGUAUGAACCUACCAAAGAAGGACUGGAAGGUGUGCAGGGACUAGACGCGGCCAAAGUAGGAUGAGGGGGACGAGGAGAGCAAUUGCGUCAACCAUCACAUCUACACAAGACGGACAUAUGCGCGCCGACGAAGCCGGCAGAGGAAGCCAAGCAUACAAGAAGAUAGUGGGAGGAUAAAAGAAUCGAGCUCGUCGUGUGCGAGAGAGAGGAAGCGAUCAGUAUAACUCAACGGUCAGGCCGUGGGGGAUGGACGAAAGUCAAUCAUCUACGAAGGAAUUGCCCUUGUACCAGACAGGACAUGCUGAUGGUAUACACUUGGAACGUUCUGCAGUAUCUACAAUAUGAAGAACAGCAAAUAAGAUUGGGGUGCGUGCCCAAGUUUUGUGCUUUCAAUUCUCAGUGCUCUCCGUGUCAUG